Messenger RNA from Lingula anatina, 603 nucleotides. Its product is annotated as methyltransferase-like protein 27. Gene Ontology annotation, molecular function: S-adenosylmethionine-dependent methyltransferase activity. The record is from RefSeq and is a predicted model, not a curated record. NCBI's taxonomy places the organism in Eukaryota, Metazoa, Brachiopoda, Lingulata, Lingulida, Lingulidae.
AUGCGACCCAAAGGGCCAGCCAUUGUUGCAGAAGUGCUGGAUUUAUUUUUUGGAGAAAACAAAGAUGCUUUGAUAUUGGACGCAGGAGCUGGCACCGGAUGGGUCGGGAAAGCGAUUCAAAAACGUGGGUUCACAAACCUGGAGGCUCUGGACGGAAGUCAGGAGAUGUUGAACAUAGCCAAUCAGAAAGGGAUUUACAAGAGGAGUAUUUGUGGUUUAUUAGGGCCGAAUAGAUUGGAUAUCGAAUCAGGAUAUUAUGACUGCGUGGUCUCUGUUGGUUGCUUGGCGGCGAACAACAUCGAUGCCAGCUGCCUUUCAGAACUUAUUAGAAUCACCAAGCCAGGCGGGUAUAUUGUCAUGGCUACAAGAGAGGAACAUAUUCCAGACUGUGGGUAUGACGGCAAGAGCUGGGACGACUGGCUGAAGAUUCACGAAGACAACGGGCUUUGGAAGAAAGUGGAAAUACGGAAGGAAGAGAAAUAUGUGGCCGAUGUUGCUACAGGCAUCAUUUAUAUAUACCAGGUCUUAUAGAACUACAUGUACCAGUCAUACUGCCCAGUGUGAUAUUCCGUAUAUCUCUCUUGCGGACUUAUAUAUGAUAAA